Mytilinidion resinicola is the source of this 1095-nucleotide messenger RNA. RefSeq lists its product as uncharacterized. Gene Ontology annotation, biological process: DNA repair. The transcript has 2 exons. The record is from RefSeq and is a predicted model, not a curated record. Gene Ontology annotation, molecular function: single-stranded DNA binding; metalloendopeptidase activity; polyubiquitin modification-dependent protein binding. Gene Ontology annotation, cellular component: nucleus. The coding region runs from base 1 to 1095 and encodes 364 amino acids. NCBI's taxonomy places the organism in Eukaryota, Fungi, Ascomycota, Dothideomycetes, Mytilinidiales, Mytilinidiaceae.
AUGCCCCUCACUGACGAGGACGCUGCGCUCCUAGCAAUAUCCACAUUCUGUGAGCCCCCGCUCUCGCAGGACCAGGAGGCAGCGAAGACAUCGAUCCAGAGCAUCCUUCAUGGCGAAGGAGCUGAUCCGUUCGUAGAUAUUCACGAACUGUUCGGUCUCUACAAUAUUUUGUAUUUUCGGAGCUUGCUUCUACCCCAGGUUGAGGUACUAUGGUCUCCUCGUCUAACUCUCUGUGCAGGCAUUUGUGAGCUCACUAAAGACAAUGAGGGCAAGUACCGUCGAAUUCGUCUCAAGCUCUCUGAGCCUUUGCUCAAAUUCCGGCCUCGAGAAGAUACAGUCGAUACCCUUCUUCACGAGGCCAUUCAUGCGUACUUCUUCAUCACUACAUCGUGGCAUCAUUCCCGGGGCGAUGAUGGCACAGGGCACGGUCUUGGGUUCCAAUUAUUGGCAGAUUCUAUUAACAGCCAUGGAUCCUACGCAAUAACCGUGUAUCACACGUUUCACGACGAGGUUGACAGCUACCGGACCCAUGUUUGGCAAUGUGACGGUCCCUGUCGUCAGACACCACCUUAUUUCGGACUCGUCAAACGCAGCAUGAACCGUGCUCCUGGAAAGAGUGAUACUUGGUGGGACAAGCAUCAAAACGACUGCGGGGGAACCUAUGUCAAGAUUGCUGAACCCGAACCUACAAAACAGCAACUAAAGAAUCUCAGCUUGAAAGCAAGGGCUGGUAGGCAGAAGAAUAAGCUCGACAGCUGGGUUGCACCAACAGCAAAGAGUGCUUCUGGUGUAGAGAAAGCCUGUGUCAUACAGAGUCCGUCAAUUCCAUCCGCGAAAAGUAUUAAGGAGGGCCGUAAUCUCACUCUGGGUGACCAUGGAGGUCUUAAGAGGCGUUUGGAUCUUUUCUCAGAGACAAGUAGCGUCACUCAAUACGUCGAUCGUGAGUCUGCUUUGCUGGAGGACCACCCCUCGGCUGUGAAACGGCCGAGACAUGAUAUAGACGAAAGGUCAACUCAGGUUGAGUGCCCGAUCUGUGGACUCACUGUAGCAGAAGAAAACAUCAAUGAGCACCUUGAUGAGCUGCAUUCCUCUUAG